Molecule: messenger RNA, 1218 nt
Organism: Doryrhamphus excisus (bluestripe pipefish)
Lineage: Eukaryota; Metazoa; Chordata; Actinopteri; Syngnathiformes; Syngnathidae
Source: RefSeq, a predicted model, not a curated record
UAUCACCUCCUCAAUUCCUGCAGCAGUGAGGCUGAAGACCAUGUCCAAUGUGAUUCCUGCCAUUACCCUCAACAAUGGCGCAGAGAUGCCCUUUGUGGGUCUGGGGACGUGGAGGGCCGAGGCAGGCCACGUCAUCGAGGCGGUAAAAGAGUCCAUAAACGCGGGUUACCGGCACAUCGAUGCUGCAUAUGUGUACCAAAACGAGGACGAAGUCGGCGCUGGGGUUCAAGCGAUGACUGAGCAAGGAAAUGUGACGAGGGAAGAACUAUUCAUCGUGAGUAAGUUGUGGUGCACCUUCCAUCUUCCAUCUCUGGUAAGAAGGGUCUGUGAGAAGACUCUCAGCAACUUAAAACUGGACUACCUGGACCUGUAUCUCAUGCACUUCCCUAUGGGCGUCAAGGCCGGGGAUGAGCUUUUCCCCCUGGAUGAACACGAGCAGGUCAUUCCCGACGGGAGCAGCUUCCUGGACACGUGGGAGGCUAUGGAGGAGCUAGUGGACGCCGGUUUAGUCAAGGCUAUCGGCGUGUCAAACUUUAACAAGCAACAAAUCGAGGAUUUACUCAACAAGCCGGGCCUCAAGUACAAGCCGGUCUUAAACCAGGUUACAAACCGAGACAAGGAAGUUAUGAAAUAUGUGCACAAUUACGACGCAUUUGACAUGUGCGUAUAUAUACACUCGCAGAUCGAGUGUCAUCCAUUCCUGAACCAGGAGAAACUGAUCAAUUAUUGCCACUCAAAGAACAUCUCCGUCACAGCUUACAGUCCUCUAGGGUCCCCGGACAGACCAUGGGCAUUUGCAGAUGAACCUUCGCUCCUGGAUGAUGUUAAAGUCAAGGAAAUUGCUCAAAAGUACAAGAAGACUGCAGCACAGGUUCUAAUAAGGUUCCAUAUUCAACGUAACGUGACCGUCAUCGCCAAGUCUGUGAAGCCCCAUCGAAUCAAGGAGAACCUCCAGGUGUUUGACUUUGAGCUGAAUGAGGAGGACAUGAAGAGCCUCCUGAGUUUAAACAAGAAUUGGAGAGGUUUCCCAAUGUUAUGGGCCUCAAAACACAAAGACUAUCCACUGAAUGCUGAAUACUAACGCACGCCACUGGGUCAUCCACUUUUAUAGAUUCAUAAAGUUUAUUUAAUUGUAUCAUAGCCGUUUUGCUGCACAAUGUGGGUCAGUAUUAAAUAUACUACGUCUAUAUGUGAAAUGAAUAUAUCAAUUCCUGGUGU